Salvelinus sp. IW2-2015 is the source of this 7171-nucleotide messenger RNA. Its product is annotated as transcriptional activator GLI3. Lineage: Eukaryota; Metazoa; Chordata; Actinopteri; Salmoniformes; Salmonidae. The transcript has 15 exons. Gene Ontology annotation, cellular component: nucleus. Gene Ontology annotation, molecular function: RNA polymerase II cis-regulatory region sequence-specific DNA binding; DNA-binding transcription factor activity, RNA polymerase II-specific. Bases 418 to 5367 code for a protein of 1649 amino acids. Gene Ontology annotation, biological process: regulation of transcription by RNA polymerase II; smoothened signaling pathway. The record is from RefSeq and is a predicted model, not a curated record.
AGGAGUCAGGCAAGGGAAAGAGAAGCUGGAUUUCCACAUUUCACCCUAUUCUCUUCGAAAAGCAUACUUAAUGUAAUACCAACAGUCCACGAGUUUUUGAAAACACAUGUUUUCUUAUUCAUACAGGUUUAAUAUCUGAUAUCGGGCAGGUAUGUAGGGAGGUUCGCGGUAUUARCUCAGUUUUCGCUCUAUUCAGCAAACUGUGAAAAGAAGAAAGACGCGGAGAAGAAGGAAAAGUCUGGCAGAGCRGAGUUGGAGUUGCAACGGAGUCACAUAGUCACAUAGAAGCACAUCUGCAAACAAGCGAAAAAAGACUUCACUUACGAGAAGACAAAAAAGUUCAAGAAUUAUAGGAGGGGAAACAUCAUUCGAACACGUGUCCUGUCUCCAUGAGGUGCUGAGGAAUGAGCAGUCGCCAUGGAAACCCAGUCCCAGGCCAGUUCUGCAGCUGAGAAGAAGAAGAAGGUGGAGACCAUCGUGGCAACCAAGGGCUUGUCCACGUCCGCCGACAUCAGCGAGAAGGCUGUGGCCUCCAGCACGACAUCCAAUGAAGAUGAGCGAUUGGGCACGCUGUACCACCACCACCGCGAGAGGCGCAAUGCCAUCAGCACCCAGGCCUCCACGCCUGGCAUCCCUGGCAGCAAGCUGGGUGAGGAGCCCUCCACGUCCACAGAAGAGCGCCCCCCACUGGUAAAGAAAGAGCUGCACAGCUCACUGCCCCACCUGGCGGACCACGGCCUGCCCUAUCGCGGAACACUGUUUGCCAUGGAUCCCCGCAACGGAUACCUGGAUUCCCACUACGCACCGCCACAGUUUUUCCCUGCUUUCCAUCCACCGGUGCCCAUCGACGACAGACAUGCCCAGGGACGCUACAUCUACGACCCGUCCCCUGUUCCCCCUCUACACGUGCCUCCUUCGCUGGCCGGCAGUCCGGCGUUCUCCGACAUCUCCCUCAUCCGGAUCUCGCCCCACCGGAACCCCUCCGUGGGGGCCGAGUCACCCUUUAACCCACCACACCCCUACAUCAACCCCUACAUGGACUACAUCCGGUCACUUCACUCCAGUCCCUCACUUUCUAUGAUCUCUGCAGCCAGGGGCCUCAGCCCUGCAGACGCCCCGCACACAGGCCUGACUACAGCAGAGUACUACCACCAGAUGGCUCUCCUGGCAGGCCACCGUAGCCCCUACACGGACCUCCUACCCUCUGUGGCCUCCACGGCCGGAGCCACCAGCAGCGCCCUGCACAUGGAGUAUCUACAGGCCAUGGAGAGCUCCAGGUUCCCCAGCCCCAGGCUGACGGCAAGGCCAAGUAGGAAGCGGGCCCUGCCCAUCUCUCCCCUGUCGGAGCACAGCUUUGACCUGCAGACCAUGAUCCGCAACUCGCCCAACUCCCUUGUCACCAUCCUCAACAACUCCCGCUCCAGCUCCUCCACCAGCGGCUCCUACGGACACCUCUCGGCCGGGGCCAUCAGUCCGGCAUUGAGUUUUGCCUACCCUCCGAACCCCGUGGCACUUCAGAUGCACCAGCAGCUGCUUGGUCGGCAAACGGGGAUGGUGGGUUCUGGGUUCGGCCACAGUCCGCCGCUCAUCCACCCCUCCCCGGUCUUCACCACCCAGCGGCCCAUCCCUGGCAUUCCUCCUCCUGGCCUCACACCCAGAGAGCGCUCUGUCAUCUCUAACGACGCCUCACAGACCAAACCCACCAGUGAGUCAGCGGUGAGCAGCACGGGGGAACCCAUGCACCACAAACGCUCCAAGAUCAAACCGGAUGAGGAGCUACCCAACUCAGGGGCAGUAAGUUGCCAGGACCAUCCGGAUGGGAUGACACUGGUGAAGGAGGAAGGUGACAAGGACGAGAGCAAGCAGGAGCCAGAGGUGGUGUACGAGACCAACUGCCACUGGGAGAGCUGCCACCGGGAGUUUGACACGCAGGAACAGCUAGUGCAUCACAUUAACAAUGACCACAUCCACGGGGAGAAGAAGGAGUUCGUGUGUCGCUGGGAMGAGUGUUCACGGGAGAAGAAACCCUUCAAGGCCCAGUACAUGCUGGUGGUCCACAUGCGCAGGCACACCGGGGAGAAACCACACCGAUGCACCUUUGAGGGCUGUCCCAAGGCCUACUCUCGCCUGGAGAACCUGAAGACCCACCUGCGCUCCCACACGGGAGAAAAGCCGUACGUCUGUGAACACGAGGGCUGCAACAAGGCCUUCUCCAACGCCUCAGACAGAGCCAAGCACCAGAACCGCACACACUCCAACGAGAAACCCUACGUGUGUAAGAUCCCGGGCUGCACCAAGCGCUACACAGACCCCAGCUCCCUACGCAAGCACGUCAAGACCGUGCACGGGCCCGAGGCGCACGUUACCAAGAAGCAGCGCGGCGACACCUACCCACGACCCCCUCCCCAGGAGGGGGGGAAUGGACAGGGCCUGUCACCAGGGCAGCUGGGAGGGUACGCAGACCGAAGGGAGUACAACCACUCUACCUCGAAACAGGACGAAUGUCUGCAGGUCAAGUCCAUCAAGACAGAGAAACCCAUGACGUCUCAGCCAAGCCCUGGCGGUCAGUCUACAUGCAGCAGUGACCAGUCCUCCAUCAGCACCUAUCCCAGCCGUGGAGUCCAGCUUGCUUUGAGGGGAGGGGUGGGACUAGGACUGGGUGAGGGACUGGGAGAGUACGAGGAGCUGGAGGAUGAGGAGGAGAAGGUGUUGGAGGAGUUAGAAGGGGGCUGUGGGGCCCCCAUCAUGGACUCCACUGUGUCCACAGCCACAGCGGCUACGUUGGCGCUGCAGGCGAGGAGAAGUGUGGGCCGACCCAUGAGAUGGAUGGAGCACAUGAAGAUGGAGAGGCUGAAGCAGGUGAAUGGAGGAGGAGCCCCCAUGCCCAGGCUGGUCCCCCUGUCACCCACACCCAAGGGACCUGCCACGCUGCCCGCCAUCCUGGGGAAGGAUCCAUACCUGGGCAGGUUAUCCCAGCCGAAGCCUCCCCCUCGUCCCGAGCUGGGCAGCACAGAACUUACGGUGCUCAGCUUGCUCCACAGCAUUGAGCGCGGUGACCGGCGGGACAGCUGUGACAGCGCCACCAGCUCGGCAUACCUGAGCAGCAGCCGGCGCUCCUCGGGUAUCUCGCCGUGUUUCUCGUCGCGGCGCUCCAGCCAGGCGUCCCAAAGCGAGGCAGCCAACACCCCUAGUCACCACUACCGCCACCACAACCUCAGCUCCACCGACUCCUACGACCCCAUCUCUACCGACGCCUCACGCCGCUCCAGCGACGCCAGCCAGUGCGGGGGAGGUGGUGGAGGAGGAGGGGUGUUUGUGGGUGGAGGGUGGGCGGGUGUCGGGGGAGGGACCAAGGGGAUGCUCAACCUCACGCCUGCGCAGCACUACUACCUGAAGGCCAAGUACGCUGCUGCCACGGGCGGCCCACCCCCMACRCCGCUGCCCAACAURGAGYGCAUGAGYCUGAAGACCCGCAUGGCCAUGRUGGGCGAKGKCCARGAYGGMKSUGGAGGCAACYAYGCGMUGCCCCMRCUGGUCAGGYCGCGCCGCUGCAGCGACGGCAGCACCACCAACAGGUACGGGGGCCACGGUGGCUACCGAGACUACUGGCGUAGGGGCUUCUACCCCGGCGAGGGCCCAGGGAACGGCCCGGACCGGAGGGCCAGCGACCCUGUGCGGACCCACCCUCAGCAAGCACCGGAGUUCUUUGGGCUGCCCCAUGUCCAGUGCUUCAGCAGCCUCAACAACAUACACCCUCUGCCCCCUCUAUCAGGCCUCCAGCACCCCACGGAAAAGGGCCGCAGCUUCAGUCUGCAGAACUACACGCGCUCCGACGUGAACCUACAGAGAGGGGGCCUGCUCUCCUCGCCCUGCCCCCCCAGCAUCAUGGAGAACACAGCCCUGGAGGCCCUGGCCAUGGAGGAAGAGGGAGCCCUGCUGCUGGGGGAUGAGGACAUGCUGCCUGACGACAUGGUGCAGUACCUCCGCUCACAGGACAAGGCAGGCUCCUACAACAACCACCUGGAGAACCAGGUGGCUGGGGACAAUGGCCAUCUCCCAGGGGGGGAGUUACAGGACCAGGGCCCAGGGCUGAACCAGUGCUUCCACAGCCCCCAGCAGCACCAACAGCGGCAGGGACUGGAGAGAGAGAGCCCUAGUAAAGACGGCAUGCCCAUCCAGUGGAAUGAGGUGAGCUCAGGGAGCGCUGAGAGGUCUCCACAGAGACAGCCCCAGGCCCAGUCCCAGCAGAGGUGUAGUCGAUGGGCCGCCACAGAGCAACAUCAAGGUCUGGCUGCCGGUUCGCCAUUAGGGAGGUUUGGGAACAUGGUAGUGCAGCCGCAACAACCUUUCGCCAGAGAGUUCCAGAACCAAUGCUGUGCCCAGCCAGCCCAGUCCCAACCUCCAUGCGGGGUAAAGUUAGAGGUGACCACCCACUCCUGCAUKGAGAUGAGAGGGAAUGACCACAACCCCACACACACCUUUGGCCGCCCUGACUUCUCCCAGAUCACCCUGGGGCCUCUGCCCCAGGGCUACGGCCAGCAGAAGUAUCAUAACCAGACCCAGAACCACAGAACCUCCAGGCAGAUCGGAGAAAACCUGCUCCUCAGCCGGGCCUCCAUGGACAGCCUCUCCCCGGCACUCCACCACCAACUCCUGGCCGCCCCCGCCCCCCGCCUACAGCAGGCCAACAGUAGGCACCCGGCCAGACCACAGCAAUACCUGAAUCUCCAACCGAGCACCACCAACGGUAGCCAUGUCAACCUUACCCAUCAGAACAUUUCCCAGCAGCAGCAGAGUCUGAGCAACCAAGGCAGCCACUGCUCCCUGGCCCGUCAGGUGUCCGGGCUGAAGCUGGAGGUUCCUGACCAGGGCUACCUGGACCAGGGCUUCAGCGACCAGGCUGUGUGCUUUGACCCGGUGGAGACCAAGGCCAAGUCCUUCCCUCCCCUAGAGGAGCAGUGUCUGCUGGAAACCAUGACCGAGCAGGUGGGUCUAGGCGUGGACUCCUCGGUCCCGGCCUGCCUACUAUCUCCGGGUGCCGACCAGGUGACCAGUACGGUGGACAGUGGCGUGGGCGGCUCAGCCAACGUGCUAGACGACGUGGUGACGCUGGACUUCGGCGCCAUGCUGGAUAAUGUGGGGUUGGGCUACGACCAGCGUAGUCUGGUAUCGGGGGUUAUCAGCCCCUCCAUCUUCCAAGGCCUGUCCAGGACCUCGUCCCGCCUCACCACUCCCCGGGCCUCCGCCACCUUCCACAGCACCGCGGGCAUGGUGCCUUCCAACCUCAGCAACAUGGCCAUCGGGGACAUGAGCUCCUUCCUCACCACCCUCGCCGAGGAGAGCAAGUUCCUGGCCAUCAUGCAGUAACUAACUCCGUCCUUCCUUCGCUCCAUCCCUCCCUCCCCUGUCUAAAAGGAAAUAAAGGAAAACCCUGAUGCAUGUAAAGAACUGAAAGAGGAAAAAAGAUGGCAACACUUAUGACAAAGCGACAAAUUAUCACAGUUUAUUAUACUUACCUAAAGUGUUUCCCGAAACAGAUUUGUUGCCAAACAGAUUUAUUUUGUAAAAGUGUCAUCCCCUCUCUUCUGAGGCAAGGGAUGUGUCAAAAAAAGUAUAUAUAGGUAUAUUCAAUUUCUGUAAUGAAGGCUAUUUUUGGAAGCCCUUCCCUUUGUAUUACUAUAUGAUGGUGAGCGAGUGAGGCCUCUGAUGGCAUCUCUGGUCUUGUCCCUUUGAAACAUUAUCCUGUGUAUCGUCGCUGUUUUUUUUGCUGUACACUGUUGGUAUAAAUGCAUGUUGUAUUCAAGGUCAAACACAAACACUGUCUUCAUAAGUACGUAGACUAGCCCACGUGCUAAGUAUCUAAUCCUAUUGGAUGUACCAUUUACCAUUAUGGUCCAACAAUAUAAAUCCUUAUGUCAUAAGAGGGUCAAAGGUCAAAUAUUAGCUGAAAAGGGCCCUGGUUGUUAUCUUUCUAUAUUUACUUGUUAUAGAAAGAUUCAGUAUGUUACUUUUGAGAAUAUGUAAAUGUUAGUGUUUCAGUGCUUCUACCAAGUCUUACCAAGUGGGUGUGUUUGACAGAGUAUUACGAUAAUAUUCAAAGUCUUUGAAUUACAAGCACCAAAACGUAGCCCUUUAGUUCAUACUCCAAAUGGAUUGAUUUACAAUGUCUGUAAUGGUACUCACAGGUGUAUAUAUAACAAUGUGUUUUUUUUCCUUCUAAUUUUCUUUGUGAAAAUCCAAUUUUUGUUUCGAGGUGCUUUCUGUAGAAAACAAGCAUUUGUGGACAGUAUGGGACAUAUACUUUUUUAUACAACAGAUCAUCCAUUAAUUCUAAGCGUAGCACAUGAUCACUGUUUAAAAAAAAAAAGGGUACCAUUUGUCUUCUGUUUUUUAUCCACCAUUGUAUUUGACCAUUUUAGAAUWGUGAUCCUUUUUUUGUCUGAUACACAUUUAUAGUGGAUCAUCCAUAUUCUAUUCUCCAAAAGAGUACAAUACAAUAUGUCCUGCCACUAUGGAGUGCAGUGACCCUUUCAACAGUGUUAGUAUCACCUUGCAAUCCCACAUGACAGUGUACAGUAUUUUAAAUAGUUUCCUUAAUCUUCAGUGACAAAGUAAUGAGGUACAGAAUUGUUUUGAUGUUUUUUGGUACUUUUUGUCUUUUUGUAGCUGUGCGUCGAUGUGUUGUUUUGUUUUGGAAGAAGUAAAAACUCAUUCCCUCGUGAAAGGACCAGAGUGAAUGGCCAUGAGGUAUGUGCCUUAAUAAUAAAACCUGCCUGUCGGAAAAUAAAAAGAUCACUGCCAAUCUUCCAUUGUUAAUUCUGAAAAGAUACACAUGUUAAGUGUCUUGUGAGACCUGUAAAAAUCACAUAAACAUUUAUAUUUAAAAACGGAUUAUCGAAAAGAUUGAAAUGUGUGAAAUGCAUUAACGUUCAUUUUUGUUAAUCUUUUUUUCUUUCUACUAUUGCCUUUUUUUAUACCUGUAAAUACAUUACUCUUUCUGUAGGGUUAGCUCAGAUAUGAGGAUGAGGCAGCGGGGUCAAUAAAGAAAUGACUCUUAAAAGCAGGGAUUCCCAGACCAGGCAGAUUUGGCUCUAAGUGGUGAAGAGCCACUUUGCUCUUUUAUAACUGACCACAAAUGUUUGUAUGGUUUUAAUAAAAAAAGGAAAUUAUA